This is a messenger RNA of Toxoplasma gondii ME49, 5435 nucleotides long. RefSeq lists its product as hypothetical. Lineage: Eukaryota; Apicomplexa; Conoidasida; Eucoccidiorida; Sarcocystidae. The transcript has 6 exons. The coding region runs from base 254 to 3961 and encodes 1235 amino acids. Gene Ontology annotation, molecular function: metal ion binding. The record is from RefSeq and is a predicted model, not a curated record.
ACCGCAAAACCGCGGGCGAGCUCUGUGAAAAAGACCUCUCCAUUUUGGAUCUUUUUUUAUAGCGCUCUCAGCCCCGUUGUCGGCCGCCUUUUUCUCUGCCAGGGACGACGUUGGGGCUGCUGCGACUUUCUCGCAGCAACGCUCUGCGUUUUCGCUGCCGCCCAUUCAAGGAUUUGUUAGUCGGCUGAGGCGCACAAACGAACGGCCCCGGCGACAAGAGCAGCGGAGGAAAAUCUCGAAAAAGACGUCGAAAAUGCCGUCGAAGCGAAUCAUUGAAGAGGAGAAAAAACGCCUGGCGAGGAGCACGCAUCAGGCGUCGGACGCAGAGACGACUCCUCGCAACAGAGACAAGAGUCGCGGAAAGGGGAAACGCGAGAGAGAGAAGGAAAAACGCGAUGGCGGGAAGAAGGAGAAACGCGACGGAGAGAAGAAGGAGAAACGCGACGGAGAGAAGAAGGAGAAACGCGACGGAGAGAAGAAGGAGAAACGCGACGGAGAGAACAAAGAGAAACGCGAUGGAGACUCGUCGCGGAGACGCUCGCCUCGCCGCGAGGCCAAGGAAGAGCGCAAAACUCACGGAAAGAAGGUAGCAACGCUGCCCUCGCUCUCCAAGCCCUCGGCCAUGCUGGCGACUGACUGGAGCUCCUUGAAGUGCCUCUCGCGCGUUGUGGGGAAGCGGGGAGAACCGCUCGUCUGGUUCAAGAAAUCCGGAUCUCCCUGGUGGCCUGGCCUCGUCUGUCUCCCCACAGAUCCCUGCUUAAAUCCGCCCCUCGAGCCUCGACAAAGCGUCGUUCGUCCCCACCGGGUCUUGGUUCUCUCUCUCGGCAUCAACACAUACUACUGGGCACAGCCUUCGAACAUUCGCGACUUCCGCCUCGCUUACGACGAAUUCGCCCCCAUGGCGAAGAAGCUGAACAAGGCGUCGCGCAUGGCUCUGCAGACCGCGUUGGAGGAGUGUGCGUGGAAGGACAGUCCAGACUGGACGUCGAUCUCGACUUUGAUCACUCAGCCAGACAGGCUGUCGGACGACGAAGACUGGCUAACGGAAGGCGAAGCGAGCUCCGAUGAUGACGUUUUUGUCUCUGCACCCGCUGCUCUACCUGACGCUCCUGCCGGCCAAACGCCGAGGCGAGGACGCGAUGGAGAGAGGCGGCCCGGGGAGACAGACGAGAGAGACGGGAGAGACGAGCGAAAGAGGGUCAUCAGGAAAGAAGAGACGCGCCAGCAGAAGCCGGAGACCGCAGAGGCAAAAAAGACAGAGGAGAAGUCGAGUGCCCAGGCGGCUCGGAAGAGUCUUCAGGAACGGAUUGCAGAGCUGAGGAAGCGAAGCAGGAAACAGGUAUCGAACUCCCCGAAGAAGGAGAUCGGAAGAGAAAGUCUGAAAGCAAAAGAACCUGAGAAAAAACGAGAGAGUUCGCGAUCCACCUCCCGCUCCUCGCAGUCAACGAGCCGUACAAGUUCUCAAGAUAAAGAAAACGAUGGAAACAGCCGCAGAAGCAACAGCGAAAGCAGUUGUCAGCAAUCUGGCCCCCAAGCCUCUUCUCGCUCUUCCUCUCGCUCUUCCUGUCACUCUUCCUCUCGCUCGUCUUCGCCAUCUUCUUCUCGCUCUUCCUCUCGCUCUUCGGCUCGUUCUUCUUCUCGCUCGUCUUCCCCAUCUUCUUCUCGCUCUGCUGCUCGUUCUUCCUCUCACUCUUCUGCUCGCUCUUGCUCUCGCUCUUCCGCUCGUUCUUCCUCUCGCUCGUCUUCCCCAUCUUCUUCUCGCUCUUCUUGUUCUGCGCGGAGCAAGAAGAGCGGCGGAAGUGGAGAGGAAACUCCAAGGAAGGAGGACGGAGUAACUCGCCACAGCGAGGAACUCCCGACAUGCGACGGUGGGGGAGAAAGUGAGGGGGAAGGCAAAGGAUCGGAGCGUUCGUCUUCAGAGCGUGAGGAGGCGGAAUCUGAGGCAGGAAGCGAAUCCUCCAGGCGCGACUCGGUGACCUCUGAGGAGAAAGGCGAUUCAGACGAGAAGGAAACGGCGUCGGAGGCGAGCGUGGGUUCCACGCUGAGAGCUGCCAAGAGCGCAGGCGUGGAGGAGAACGCAAGUGAUGGAGAGAAAGAAGAAGAUAUGAAGUCGCGCUCGUCUUCGGCCUCGCGGGAGUCGAGCUCGAGUGCGAGAGAGAGCGACAGCGAAGAACAACAGGACGAUGAAGGCGCGAACAGCAAAGCCAGCGAGCGAGGGUCUUCUCGUUCUUUGUCUCGGUUUUCUGGAGAUAACAAGGAUGAAGAGAAAAGAGACUCUUCAUCGCGGUCUUCUUCGCAAGCCCCUGGGCAAGAGGCGGAGAGGGCAGAGACCAUUUCCAGUGGGGGGAACUCGGGGGCUUCUUCGCGUCGCAGUUCUGUGAGCGAGGGAGAGCAGGCAGGAUCUGAUUUUCGCGGCGGUUCUCCGGAGAAAGCUCCUGAAGAAGACAGAAAGGAAGAUAUCUGUGUGGCAGACAGCACAGAGGAUGCGGCCGUGAAGAAGCUGAGUCGCUCUCCGUCAGUGGAAGAGACGCCGCGAGAGGCAGAGGGGGUUCGGAGAGGAGAGAGGAAAGGCAAGCGGCAAAGAGGGAAGGACGCGGAAAAGAAAAGCGACCGUAGGCCAAAGGGAAAGAGAGAAGAGAAGAAAAGCCACUCAGAGAAGAAGACGAGGAGAGAGAAGAGAAGCGAGCACGAGGAAGAGGGGAGGGAGAGCCACCGCGCGGACUCGCGGAGGAUUCGGGAGAAAGGGCGCGAUAUAGAGAAGAAUAGAGGACGGAAGAGGUCGGGAGAGAAGAAGUCGGAGAACUCGAGAGCCACGCACUCGUCGUCUGCGACAGAAGCCCAGAAGAGACAAGAGAAGAGCACGCGCGAAGAUCGCCGCGCGCGAAGAGGCAGGAAGAGAAGUCGAAGUGCCGACCGAGAGAGAGGAGAGAAAAGCAGUCGCGGCGAGGGGAAGCGAGACCGAGGAAGAUCGCGCAGAGACGAAAGAGAGCGCAAACGACGGCGAACGACUGAGAAAGACUCGAGAGAACGUCGACGCGAGAAGAGAGACGAGAGACACGAGCGGAGAAGAAGAAGGUCGCGCUCCAGAAGCAGCUCUCUUGAGUCAAGGUCAUCGAGUGAUGAGUCGCGCUACCGCAGAAAACACCGACGCUCGCGCGCGUCUCGCAGCCGGUCGCCCGGCUACAAGCGUCGCCUCCCUUCUUCUCGUCUGUCGCUGCCGUUCUACGCGCCGCCGCGAGGCCGAUCGCGGUCUGCGCGCCGCGAAGGCUCACCGCGGACUUCGCGGCCGUGGUGGGAAUCGCUGUGCACCAGCCAACUGGCUCAGCAGGAGCGCGCGAGGAAGGACGAACGCGACAACGGCCGCCAUGCGCAGAAGCGCUGCACCCCCUGCAACUUCAUCUUUGCUCGCGGCGGCUGCAAGUACGGCAACAGCUGCAACUUUUGUCACCACGAGGACCACCGCCGCCACAUGGAUACGCUGAUGAAUGCAUGCUUGUCGCGAAACAGUCCCUCGAUCACUCGCCGCGACUUGCGCCGGAGAAGCGACGCGUUGUCGCUCGGCUCCUCUUCGUCCUCGAGUCGCGGACAUUUCUCUUCGCGCUCCCAGUCGGUCUCCUCUGUCUCCUCGCGGAGCUUCGCGAGCCCCAGGCGGUCGCGGUCUGGCCGCUCGCGCCGCGGCUCGGACUCCAGGAGCCUUUCGCGGCGGCGGACGGACUCCCGCUCUCCGCGCGGCAGAGGGCGCUCCGCCUCGCGGCGGGCGUCAGUGCGGCGACAACACGAGCAGCGCAGGUGCAGGCCGUGCAGAUUUGUCUUUUCUCCGGGAGGAUGCAGGAAAGACGACGCCUGCGACUUCUGCCACGACCCGUCUCACGAUCCUGACGUUCGAUCACCCUUCGCGCAUCGGUCCAACUUCCCCGCGCGACGCCUCAGCUUCGAAGACCGCGACCAAGACUCGUACUGAGCAGAGAAGAAGAAGAGAGAGGAGGCGAGGCAAAGCAGAAAGCGAGCAGAGGUGAGAGGCGGGAACGCCGGAGUUCCAAGAAAGCGAACGGAGAUAAUAGGCUUGGAGACUGCACAAGAAGAACUGGAAAACGAAGAACUCGUGAACUGGCGAGGACCUGCCGCCGAGGAGAGAGAAAAUGGAGUGGAACGUGUCUCCUCUCCUGUACUUCCUGACCUCUCUCAACAGGACGCCUGUUCCGUCUGUCUACGGGGAGGCGCAGACUUCCUCUGUGUGGCCAGACCAGGAGAUCUGGGCGCGUACGCGAGGAACUCGCUGUGUGCUGCCUCUGUUCUGUUUGGCUUGUCGUGGCGCGCGAAUGGGCCGAAGAACGGUCACAAGGAGGAGCAACGUCAGAGACAGACGGCCUCUCUCUCGGCAGCGCUGCAGCCUGUUUUCUCAGGUGCUUCAGCGCGCUUCUUCGUGGUCAAGGCCUUUUCCCUCCACGCUCUCGACGGUCGGGGGGUGUAGGUACACCCGCGGAGCCGGCGGGGGUCGGGAGGCGGGAGCCGAGAUUGGGGGAGUCGGAGAAGAGACUCCGUUGCGGUUUCGACCGUCGGCUCGGUUUGUUAUGUCUCUUUUUCGAGGCACUUGGCCGUUGAAUUUUUAGGUUUUUUCCCUUGUUUUACGUGUCGACAUUUCGCGCGGUCCGCGGAAACACAUUUGUCACCUGCCUCUUUGUUGCUUGUGUUGAGUUGAUUUGUUAAAGUCGAUUUGAACCCGCAGCGAGGGGAACUUGCAGACUUGCGUGGGCAGCAGAGCCACCACUCCCUUGUGCCCCGCGAGAGUCCUGUUUGUGCGAAAUCGAAGGCGAAGGCCCAUUUGAAACGAGCGGCCAAACAAGUAAUGAAUUGCUUUCCUGGAAAUAUUUGAAGAUUUGACUUCCGAAUCCGAAGAAAGCUUGGGCUCUGUUGUUUUCGCAAGGGAAGCUCUCUCUCCCUUGCGCGCUCUCCAGCUCUGUGACGCCUCAAGCUGUCUGUGUCACAUUCCCGGUGAUCCAGUGUUGUCUCCCGUGGGGAGUUUUUGUCUUGUUGUUUUCCUUUUGUCUGUUGACCAAACUUUCGCAUCAUUUCCAUGUUUCUGCGACGACACUUCGUCAGCCUGCCUCCUCCCCUCUCGCACAUCCCACACUCGCGUUUCACUGACUACACCCUUUGCUGCCCCCGCCCCCUCUUGGUCUUCGACGCUGCUCUCGCUGCUUCGAAAAACGUCCAAGUAGUAGAUACUCUUCACCUUUCAACAGCCUUUCUGGAACUGUCGAGAAGCCGUCGAGUCGUCACAAACUCUCCUGGAGCACGAGGGCGUCCAGCCUCGUCGCCUUGCUUGAACAAGAGGACCAACGAGGUGUUGAACUCCACCACCCUUUCAGUACAGCUGUCGGAGAGAACUAAGUUGUCUGUGUCCAAAAUAGAAUGGGCAGAGGAAUCUUCCUUGU